CCAGACGAGGAGCUGGAGGACAACCCCAACCAGAGCGAUCUGAUCGAGCAGGCGGCGGAGAUGCUGUAUGGACUGAUCCACGCGCGCUACAUCCUGACAAACCGGGGCAUUGCUCAGAUGUUGGAGAAAUACCAGCAGGGAGAUUUCGGGUACUGCCCCCGGGUGUACUGUGAGAACCAGCCCAUGCUGCCCAUCGGGCUGUCGGACAUCCCCGGCGAGGCCAUGGUCAAGCUCUACUGCCCCAAGUGCAUGGACGUUUACACCCCGAAAUCGUCGCGGCACCACCACACGGACGGAGCCUACUUUGGGACGGGGUUCCCUCACAUGCUGUUCAUGGUGCACCCCGAGUACCGGCCCAAGCGCCCCGCCAACCAGUUCGUGCCCAGGCUGUACGGGUUCAAGAUCCACCCCAUGGCCUAUCAGCUGCAGCUCCAGGCCGCCAGCAACUUCAAGAGCCCGGUCAAAACCAUCCGCUGAGAGACCCCAAAAACCCCCAAAAUCACCCCAAAAAAUCCCCAAAAUCACCCCAAAAAAUCACCCCAAAAAAACCCGACCCCAAAAACCCCC
Malurus melanocephalus (red-backed fairy wren) is the source of this 567-nucleotide messenger RNA. RefSeq names its product casein kinase 2 beta (gene CSNK2B). NCBI's taxonomy places the organism in Eukaryota, Metazoa, Chordata, Aves, Passeriformes, Maluridae. Gene Ontology annotation, molecular function: protein kinase regulator activity. The annotation marks the transcript as partial. Gene Ontology annotation, cellular component: cytoplasm; protein kinase CK2 complex. The record is from RefSeq and is a predicted model, not a curated record. The transcript has 4 exons.